AUGGUCAUGGCAGACGAAUAUUUCGACUGUAAAUCGUCUAAAUGGGAUAUCAUAGAUUUUUUGAACGAGUCUGACAGAGAGUCAUUUGAUUUAAAGAUAGAUUCUUAUAUCAAAGCUCUCGAAAACAUCUUUGACAAUGAGAAAGGGCCACGGAAGGAGAGAGCACGAGUGCUUCUUGACAAUUAUAGAAAGGCAAGCUGUUGGCUGAGCCACAAAACCAGUGCUAGGACACAGGGUGACUGUAAACGAGCUAAGGAUUGGGAAACAGAGCGUAAAUCAGGCAAAAUGAGUGGUGGACCCUUAAUCAACAUUCAGAAUUCGACAGUUUCAGGAAGUGGAACUAUCUAUGGUGGGACUACCAAUGCUGAAACUUCAAAUAUAGAUAUGUCUAAAAAAAGAUAUUACGAAAAGGAAAAGGGCGAGCGUAAAAGUUCGAACAAAAAGGACGAAAACAGACUCGAAUAUCACGAAAACAUGAAAAAUAACCACGUUAAUGAGGAACCUACCGUUACCUUAGAACCUUUUGUUCCCGAAGAAGAGUUAGAGGAGAAUCUCCUACAAGAAAAUCCUGGUGCAACUGUCGAUUUCAAACUCAUUAUAGAUAACAUCUGUAUCCGGUCAGAAAUGGAGAAAUGGCGUCAAACAUCAAAAUACAUUGAAGAGAUUCAUAAACAGGACUUAUUGCGCUAUAACAUUAUCGAUACAAUCAGUUCAUCCGGGACAAAAGCACGAGGGCUCUUUAAACAUCAAUGGGACGAUAUAAUUAGCAAUAUAGAGAAGUUUUUAGUGUCUCCAGAGACAACUCCGCUAUCUUCAGAUUUUGACUCCGUUUCAGAUUCAGAUAAUCAAGACAUGGAACAAGAUGGGCGAGCGAGUAACAUCAGUCAAUACUUAACAAAAAUAUUGAAAAAUGUAAACACCGCAAAAAGAUUAUGCGAUGCGAUAAUGACAGAACGUAAAAAUUUACGCGCAGAGGGAAAUACGAAAUGGAAGAAGAGGUCUCUGGAGUUGGUGAAAAUAUUCCGGGAACAGUUCCCAAAUGGCAGAAAUCUCUUCAAAGAAGAACAAACCGAAUACGAUUAUAUUAUCAGGUUUGUCUCUCGCGUCUAUAUAAUGUUGUUCAAAGAUAGAACACUUUUGAAAUGUAACUGGGGUGAAAAGACCUUGCGUUGUUCCGCAAUUCUGCUCAACCGUUCAUUAAAAGAUGAUAAUAGGAGGUGUUCCGGGAAUAAAAUAGAUGCAAUUAUGUCAAUUUUGGAUAUUGGAUUAGAAUUCUCGACCUUGGAAGUCUCUGGAAGUCCAUCAAAACUUGAUCAUACCCACUACGCUGGGGAUCGGAAUAAAACAGCGAAGAUGCUCAAAAUCAUCUUGAAUUAUAUAUACAUCAAAUACCCAGGCGACUUCGAAAAAUUUAGGAAGAUAAAAGUGUACGGUGUACAAAUAUACGAAGAUGUUCUCCUAUCCAACAAUUACAUUCUUAGUUUUCAAAGAGUUUCCAAUUUUCGCUUCAAAUCUAUGGAUGUUGCGGGCUUGAUAACUUCAAGUUUUAAUAGUAUAAUGACGUACAUUACAAGUAAUCCUUUGCAAAUUGAUAAUGAUAAUACCAUGAUUGCAAAUGUAGAAGUCUCACCUCCUCAAAAGAAGAAUUAUAAUUAA
Messenger RNA from Funneliformis caledonium, 1656 nucleotides. NCBI's taxonomy places the organism in Eukaryota, Fungi, Glomeromycota, Glomeromycetes, Glomerales, Glomeraceae. The record is from the annotation of a GenBank genome assembly.